Sphaeramia orbicularis (orbiculate cardinalfish) is the source of this 4970-nucleotide messenger RNA. Its product is annotated as NACHT, LRR and PYD domains-containing protein 12-like. Bases 87 to 4595 code for a protein of 1502 amino acids. The record is from RefSeq and is a predicted model, not a curated record. Gene Ontology annotation, molecular function: protein binding. Lineage: Eukaryota; Metazoa; Chordata; Actinopteri; Kurtiformes; Apogonidae. The transcript has 20 exons. Gene Ontology annotation, biological process: regulation of apoptotic process.
GACGAGAUUCUUCACCGUCAUGUAAUUCUUUUACCUAUAGAAGUGUGUGUGGACUGCGCGCAUGUAUCAAACUGCAGGUUCUCACCAUGAAUGUGGAUGAAGAUGACAGCCCCGUCUGCAGCGUCUGGUCUUGUAAUCCUCCAGGAGGUGUCAGUGAACCAGGACCUUCUGAUCCACAAAAGAGGAGGAGUCCUGGUUCUGAGGUGGACCCACCGUCCUGUUCCGUGUGUCUGAAGGUCCUGACUGAUCCAGUCAGGACCAGAUGUGGACACUGGUUCUGCAGACAGUGCAUCACUUCAUACUGGGACCAGUCUGGUCCAUCAGGAGACUCCUCCUGUCCCCAAUGUGGAAAAAGAUUGAGAACCGGAACUGGACCACAGAUGGACAGGACUGUACAAGAUGAACAUAAGCUCAGUCUGAGGAGCAGAUGUGAAUGUGUGACUGAAGGAACUGAUGAAGCAGGAGGUAGAACCCGUCUAAACCGGAUCUACACUGAGCUGUACAUCACAGAGGGACAGAGUGAAGACGUUAAUACCCAACAUGAGGUGAGGACGCAGGAGACAGUUUACAAGAAGAAGAUCAUCCAUGACACACCCAUCAGGUGUCAGGACAUCUUCAAAGCCCUACCCGACCAGCAGAACCCCAUCAGAGUGGUUCUGACCAACGGCGUCGCUGGAGUUGGAAAAACCUUCUCGGUGCUGAAGUUCACUCUGGACUGGGCCGAGGGUUUAGAAAACCAGGAUGUCAGUCUGGUGGUUCUGCUGUCCUUCAGAGAGCUGAACCUGGUCAGAGAUGAGCAGUACAGUCUGCUGACGCUGCUCCAUGUUUUCCAUCCAACAUUACAGAAGGUCACAGCAGAGCAGAUCAAUGUCUGCAAACUUCUGUUCAUCUUCGACGGACUGGAUGAAAGCAGACUUUCACUGGAUUUCAACAACUGUGAAGUGGUUUCAGACGUCACACAGAAGAAACCAGUCAAUGUCCUGUUGACCAACCUCAUCAAGGGGAACCUGCUUCCAUCAGCUCUCAUCUGGAUAACUUCCAGACCUGCAGCAGCCAAUCAGAUCCCUCCUUCAUGUGUCGACAGGAUAACAGAAGUCCGAGGAUUCACCACUGAUGACCAGAAGGAGGAGUACUUCAGAAGGAGAUCCAGUGAUGAAGAUCUGUCCAAGACAAUCAUCUCACACAUCAAGAAAUCCAGGAGUCUCCACAUCAUGUGUCAAAUCCCAGUCUUCUGCUGGAUCAGUUCUAUGGUUCUGGAGCACAUGUUGACUUCAGACCAGAGAGGAGAUCUGCCCAAGACCCUGACCCACCUGUACUCACACUUCAUCAUGGUCCAGACAAAGAGGAAGAAGAAGAAGUAUGAAAAAGGACAUGAGACCAGUCCAGAAGAGCUGACAGAGGCUGACCGGGAAGUUCUUCUGAAGUUGGGUAGAUUGGCAUUUGAACAACUGGAGAAAGGAAACAUCAUGUUCUUUGAAGAAGACCUGGAGCAGUGUGGUCUGGAUGUCACAGAGGCCUUGGUUCACUCUGGGGUUUGUACAGAGAUCUUCAAAACAGAGAGAGUGAUCUUGAAGAAAACAGUCUACACCUUUGUUCAUCUGAGUGUUCAGGAGUUUCUGGCUGCAGUCUACAUCUACCACUGUUACAACACCAACAACACAGAGGUACUGAGGAGUUUUCUGGGACAAUGGGACCAUAAUUCAACCCUCAAUGUCUUCCUGAGAGAAGCCAUGAAAAAAUCCCUCAAAAGUAAAAAUGGUCACCUGGACCUUUUGGUUCGUUUCCUUCAUGGUCUUUGUCUGGAGUCCAACCAGAGAGUUUUAGGAGAUCUGCUGGGUCCAACAAAGAUCAGUCCAGAAACAAUACAGACAGUCAUCAACAUCCUGAAGAAAAUAAACACAUGGAGUAUCUCUCCUGACAGAAGCAUCAACAUCUUCCACUGUCUGACGGAAAUGAACGACCAAACGGUCCAUCAGGAGAUCCAAGAGUUCCUGAAGUCAGAGAACAGAUCAGAGAAGGAACUCUCUGCGAUCCAGUGUUCAGCUCUGGCCUACAUGCUGCAGAUAUCUGAGGAGGUUCUGGAUGAGUUGGACUUGUGGAAGUACAACACAUCAGAUGAAGGACGAUGGAGACUGAUUCCAGCUGUGAGGAACUGCCGAAAGGCUGAUCUCUCUGGGAGUCGGCUCUCGGAAACUCAUGUUGAAAUCGUGGCCUCGGCUCUGAAGUCCAGUUCUUCACAUCUCACAGAACUGGACCUGAGUUCUAACCCCAUGGAGGCUCCAGCUGUGGAGGUUCUAUGUUCUGGACUGGAGAGUCCAAACUGUAGACUGGAGACUCUGAGAUUGAGGCGCUGUGGUUUGUCAGAUGUCAGCUGUUCUUCUCUAGCCUCAGCUCUGAAGUCCAAUCCAUCACAUCUUAUGGAACUAGAUCUGAGCAGAAACGAGCUGAAGGAUUCAGGAGUGAAUCUGUUGUGUUCUUUUCUUCAGAGUCCAGACUGUAAACUACAGAUUCUGAGAUUGAUGGGCUGUGGUUUGUCAGAUGUCAGCUGUUCUUCUCUGGCCUCAGCUCUGAAGUCCAAUCCAUCACAUCUGACAGAACUAGAUCUGAGUUGGAAUGAGCUGAAGGAUUCAGGAGUGAAUCUGUUGUGUUCUUUUCUUCAGAGUCCAGACUGUAAACUACAGAUUCUGAGAUUGAGGCGCUGUGGUUUGUCAGAUGUCAGCUGUUCUUCUCUGGCCUCAUUUCUGAAGUCCAAUCCAUCACAUCUGACAGAACUAGAUCUGAGUUGGAACGAGCUGAAGGAUUCAGGAGUGAAUCUGUUGUGUUCUUUUCUUCAGAGUCCAGACUGUAAACUACAGAUUCUGAGAUUGAGACGCUGCAACUUGUCAGAUGUCAGCUGUUCUUCUCUGGCCUCAGCUCUGAAGUCCAAUCCAUCACAUCUGACGGAACUAGAUCUGAGUUGGAACGAGCUGAAGGAUUCAGGAGUGAAUCUGUUGUGUUCUUUUCUUCAGAGUCCAGACUGUAAACUACAGAUUCUGAGAUUGGAGGACUGCAGUUUUUCAGAUGUCAGCUGUUCUUGUCUGGCCUCAGCUCUGAAGUCCAAUCCAUCGCAUUUGACAGAACUAGAUCUGAGUUGGAACGACCUGAAGGAUUCAGGAGUGAAUCUGUUGUGUGAUUUCCUGCUGAGUCCAGACUGUGAACUACAGAAACUACGGGUCAAAGAUGCUCAGGGAAUACCUCAAGUAUUCACUGGAAUCCCAAUGUGUCAUCAAGUGGAAACAGAGCAGGAUACGUCAGAGUCUGGCUGUGGGGUCAAAGGUCCGUCCACAUCAGACUCAGACCUGAAGGAGGUGGAGGACGGCGGACAGGACUGUGUGGACCGAGACCCUCACCUGAAUCCUGCAGAUCCAGAGAAGCAGCAGCUUGUCUGCACAGAGGUUCAGGCUGGAGCGUCCACCUGGGAGGAGUUCACACCUGAAGUAUCAGCUGAGUCUGGACUCACUUCAUACAGGUUCAGGUGUCCUCAUUCAGGUGCCUUCCGUUGUACUUGGACUGGAUUGGUGUUCGUUGUGACUCGGGAGGCGGGGCUGGUGUACAGGACCGUCCAAUGGGAUGAGCCCCUCCUCCGGUCAGCCGGCAGGACGCCUGCAGGGCCGCUGUUCAGUAUCGACAGUCCUGAGAACGCCGUUUGUCAGCUCCACCUCCCACACUGUGAGACAAAACCCGGUCAACGCUCUAAAAGCCUGCUGUCUGUCGUCCACAUCACUGAUGAUGGAAUGGAGUUCAUUGAACCUCUGGAGAUCACAGACACUCAUGUGGUCAUCGACGUCCCACAUCUGUGUCUGUUUGGCCUCGUCUGGGGGGCUUUAAGAUGGAUGUAUCAAUACAUCAGAUCAGUCAGUGGCCAAGUUCUGCUGUUCCUCAAACCAUCAAACCCAAGAACACAAAGACAAAACCUAGACAUGUUACUCCUGCCAGUCAACGUCCCUGUGAAAGAUGUAAAGACUUUUGUGCAACAACAAUGGCCUGACGCCUUGUACAUCGAUGUAACGUCCAAAUGUGACCUCAUCACAAAUCACAAAUACAGGGUUGAAUGUCCUGACUAUCCUGACUGUCUGAUACAGCCCAAGGAAAAAAGGUUUGACCUGAACUUCUGUCCAAAUUAUCACAAAAUGUUUGAGAUCCGCCUGCCAAUAAACACAGAAGAAGUGACUUUAACGAUCCGAGAUCAAGAAAAUUCAGAUGUGUGGACGCAUAAAGUGGAUCUUCCUGGUCCUGCUGGAACUGAGGAAAAUCUACCGAGGGCUGUGCAGAACAUCUCACCAGAGGAGCAGUCGUCUACAGCUGAAACCCUCCUCCAUAUUCUGGACCAAGUGGCAGAAGAUGAUUUUAAAACCUUCAAGUUUCACCUCCAGUAUGUCGUCAGGGGCAACGUCCAGCCGAUCCCAGUCCACAGGUUGGAAAAUGCAGAGAGGACGACUGUGGUGGAUCUGAUGGUGCAGACGUAUGAGGAGUCUGGAGCUGUGGAGGUGACCAAGACGCUUUUACAGAAGAUCAGAAGGUCUGAUCUGGUGAAGAAGCUGACAGACAUCUGCUGAGGAACAGCCUCGUCCUGGUCUUUGAACAUCUGCAGACAUCAUGUGACUUCAUCCAGUUCCACUUCUACAAUCUCAGACUGGUAUUUAUAUAUCAGCCCAUGUUGGAACCACGUUCUGCUCUGAACAAUAGUUUGUGAAACCUCCCAUUUGGUUUUUCUGUGGAAUCUGCAAACCGCUGCGGUCUUCUACGUAAACAUGGACGGUGUUUGAAAAGGCUGUUUCAGUUUUCACACAUAAGGAACAGAAGAACAGAUGUGGGUGUAAAUACGGGGAUAACAGACAGGAUUGGACUGUGGUAGAACUGAACGGAAUUCUACUGCCUAGUUCACAUCUGUGUUUGUUUUGUGUGUGUGUGUGUGUGUGUGUGUGUGUGUG